AUGAACUAUACGACGAGUGAUAAUGCCAGCAUAUAUUCUUCGGUCUCGUCGAAUCUAGAACCGCGUACUUCCAGGGAGUGCGUGACUCCGCGGUCAGCUUAUACAGCAGAUCUGUAUGAGCUGCCAGUCAACAGACUGAAACCCAAGCCAUACAAGAAGAAUAGUAGCCAACGCUCGAUAACGUGCGCUUCAGCUCACAGUCUCUCGCUAAUUCCUGAGAAGCAGCCGGUCAAGCAAGAUUUUGGUCCCUCAUUGACACCGUAUCAAGUUCAGAGAAAUCAGAUGAGGACCAGCUUUCAAUUUGCGAAUGGGGAAAACUUUACACCAAAGCAGAAAACUCCAAGAGCUCCAUCUUUACAGCAGAGGCAUUCUUUACCAAGGUCUGCUAGUUGUAGUAAUUUUCAUAUGGCCCCACCUUCUGGUAUGAUAAGGCCGUCCCCCAUGCUCCACAGAAAAAGAAGCAGUCUCGCUAAUACGAGCACCUUGCCACUAGCUCACGGGAAAAGAGGUCUACCUAAAUCCGCAAGUACUUCAAGACUGUCCUCUGUACCUCUGCAAACGAUUAACAAACCACCCACAUGGGUUCACAAUGCAACUAAUGGGAGCAAAGCAUCGCUUCAGUCUUUCAACAAGACAACAAGUAAUAGCAGCUCGUUUUCAUCAAGAGCGCAGGUCGUUUCAAGUAAUACGUCAACCUCCAACAGCAGUAAUAGUCUCAGAAGUGAAAACAUCGUGAGCAGUAAUACAAGUUCGGGAACUAGUGAGGGUGAUGACAGCCGCACAGCGAUGCCUAUGGUUUUGCCGAAGAAGACCUCAUCAGAAACUACAACUACUGUUUUCGGUUCUAUAUCAACGAUCCAAGCCAAUGAAGGUGGUCUAGAACCUCGUUCAGAACAAGGCAAAAUGAUACAACAUCGGAGUGGUUCCCCAAGGAAAAUAGCAAGUAUUGAUCGAUCAGUUAUCUCUAUGCAAGCUGAAAAUAAAGAAGGUAAAGGGGUCAAAAGAUCUGGCUCAAAAUUUGGGUCGUUUUUUAAGAAGUUGUUACCCUUUAAGAAAAAGAAGCAAUCUGGAUCUACGUUGGAGUCGACGCCUUCCAAAGCUCUUGCAUCGAAAAGUAAAGUGACAAUGGCUGCCCCGGAGAAAAGAGACAACGGCAGGAAGAUCAUGGAAGGAGACGUUCCCUGGAAGUCCAAGGACGCCGAUGAUAGUGCAGUUCCUUUGAGGGGGAACGAAACGGAGAUCGAUAUGGAUAAUUUUGAUGUUAAUGAUGAAGAUGAUGAUGACAUGUUGAUGGACAUUGAUUUGGUUUUUGAUAGCUUGCUGUUAAAGAAUAGUAGGCCAACUCCGAAUCCCAUAAUAAUAGGAGACGAGGAACAUAAAACUAACGUCCGAAAUGAGAAAUCUGACACUCCGAAAUCAGCCGAAACUCAGUCACCAGAAGAUGAACCUAUGAUUGAUUACGACCUCCUUGCCGAGUUUUCGAAGCUGGGCAAGUAUAUCAUUGAUGAAAAUUCAGAUGUGGCCAAUAAACGACUGGUCCCCCCGCCGAGGUCCCUAAAGAGACCGCAGCUGCCUAAUAAAGAUUCCGCUGUAGGAUUCUAUAAUCAACACGCUGGUCGCAAUCCAAGGCAAAUGCGGUUUGGAGACAGAUUAAUGCAAAAUCUUCAUCGAGAUUGGGAAACUGUUCAUGUCAACUGUAAAAUGCAAUCUACAUCAUCGGGUAGGUCGGUGAAGGAUGGUUGUACGUCGAUCCGUUUCGCGAAUGCAAUAUAUGUGAAUGACACAUAUUCGCCUGCAGAGUACGAGAGAAGUGAUAAAAAAUUCAUCAAAAACCGUCGGAGGAUGAUGCAAAUGCAGAACAUGGCAUACAUCAAAGCCGUUAAGGUGGAACUUAAUGAAUAUAAACGGAGAGAUAUGGUUGUACACGUCGACAGUGUAAGCAACACACAUUAUUUCAUAUGA
Lachancea fermentati is the source of this 1962-nucleotide messenger RNA. NCBI's taxonomy places the organism in Eukaryota, Fungi, Ascomycota, Saccharomycetes, Saccharomycetales, Saccharomycetaceae. The record is from the annotation of a GenBank genome assembly.